This is a messenger RNA of Alternaria ethzedia, 783 nucleotides long. RefSeq names its product 40S ribosomal protein (gene RPS2). Gene Ontology annotation, cellular component: cytosolic small ribosomal subunit; ribosome. The transcript has 3 exons. Gene Ontology annotation, biological process: translation. The record is from RefSeq and is a predicted model, not a curated record. NCBI's taxonomy places the organism in Eukaryota, Fungi, Ascomycota, Dothideomycetes, Pleosporales, Pleosporaceae. Gene Ontology annotation, molecular function: structural constituent of ribosome; RNA binding. Bases 1 to 783 code for a protein of 260 amino acids.
AUGGCUGACGCUCCUGCCCCCGCUCGCGGCGGAUUCGGUUCUCGUGGAGACCGCGGUGGUGACCGUGGACGUGGUCGCGGACGUGGCCGUGGCCGCCGUGGCGGAAAGACCGAAGAGAAGGAAUGGCAGCCCGUCACCAAGCUCGGCCGUCUCGUAAAGGCCGGCAAGAUCAAGAGCAUGGAGGAGAUCUACCUCCACUCUCUCCCCAUCAAGGAGUACCAGGUCGUCGACUUCUUCCUUCCCAAGCUCAAGGACGAGGUCAUGAAGAUCAAGCCCGUCCAGAAGCAGACCCGUGCCGGUCAGCGUACCCGCUUCAAGGCCAUCGUCGUCAUCGGUGACUCCGAGGGUCACAUCGGUCUCGGUAUCAAGACCUCCAAGGAAGUCGCAACUGCCAUCCGCGCCGCCAUCAUCAUCGCCAAGCUCUCCGUCGUCCCCAUCCGAAGAGGUUACUGGGGUACCAACCUUGGUGAGCCUCACUCGCUCCCCACCAAGGAGAGCGGAAAGUGCGGUUCCGUCACUGUCCGUCUCAUUCCCGCUCCCCGUGGUACCGGCCUUGUCGCAUCGCCCGCCGUCAAGCGUCUCUUGCAAUUGGCUGGUGUUGCCGACAUCUACACUGCCUCUUCCGGUUCCACCAAGACCCUUGAGAACACCCUGAAGGCUACCUUCGUCGCCGUCGCACACACCUACGGUUUCCUCACCCCCAACCUGUGGGCGGAGAAGAAGCUCACACCAUCCCCGCUUGAGGAGUACAGCGACAUCCUCCGCGAGGGUAAGAGGUACUAG